Messenger RNA from Solanum verrucosum, 847 nucleotides. Its product is annotated as peptidyl-prolyl cis-trans isomerase CYP18-2. The transcript is spliced from 6 exons. NCBI's taxonomy places the organism in Eukaryota, Viridiplantae, Streptophyta, Magnoliopsida, Solanales, Solanaceae. Bases 63 to 557 code for a protein of 164 amino acids. The record is from RefSeq and is a predicted model, not a curated record. Gene Ontology annotation, biological process: protein peptidyl-prolyl isomerization; protein folding. Gene Ontology annotation, cellular component: catalytic step 2 spliceosome. Gene Ontology annotation, molecular function: peptidyl-prolyl cis-trans isomerase activity.
GCUAAAGACAAGGGUUUCACCAUUAUUUGAAAUUUGUUCACUGAAGAGAGAGUGUAGCAGAGAUGUGGCCGAGUGCAGAAGGAGGACCACCGGAGGUCACUCUAGAAACUUCCAUGGGUUCUCUUACACUUGAGAUGUAUUACAAACAAGCACCAAGAACUUGCCGGAAUUUCAUAGAGCUUGCUCGAAGAGGCUACUAUGAUAAUGUCAAGUUUCACAGAAUCAUUAAGGAUUUUAUUGUGCAAGGUGGAGAUCCAACUGGUACCGGAAGAGGCGGAGAAUCUAUCUAUGGCCAGAAGUUUGAAGACGAGAUAAACCCACAGCUAAAGCAUACAGGAGCAGGUAUCAUAUCCAUGGCUAAUGCUGGACCAAAUACAAAUGGAAGUCAAUUCUUCAUCACCUUGGCACCUGCACAGUCACUUGAUGGGAAACAUACUAUUUUUGGAAGAGUUUGUCGGGGAAUGGAAAUUGUCAAGAGACUUGGCAGUGUACAGACUGAUAAUACUGACAGACCAAUCCAUGAUGUGAGGAUAUUGAGGACUACUGUCAAGGAUUGAUCUUCUGCAUCUUUAAAAAAAAUGUUAUACUAGCUAGAGCAUAACAAUUGUUUUAAUUUUUGUCAUCACAACCAAGAUCCAUUCUAUCAUCUGCUUUCUAAGUGAGAAAAAACUGAUUUAGGUCUGUAUGUGGGAACGUGGAUACAAAUUUUGUGCUACCAAAAUGAUACUAAUAUGCUAUUUUGUGUGGGGCUUAGUUUUGUGAGGCUUAUGCCCCGAACGUACGGCUGUACGUCCUAAGCACAUGUAAUGCUUAAUGUUCUGACAUUUUAGACCUUGCCAUGACUGAA